Molecule: messenger RNA, 1761 nt
Organism: Penicillium cinerascens
Lineage: Eukaryota; Fungi; Ascomycota; Eurotiomycetes; Eurotiales; Aspergillaceae
Exons: 5
Coding region: 1-1761 (586 amino acids)
Biological process (GO): regulation of DNA-templated transcription
Cellular component (GO): nucleus
Molecular function (GO): DNA-binding transcription factor activity, RNA polymerase II-specific; transcription cis-regulatory region binding; zinc ion binding
Source: RefSeq, a predicted model, not a curated record
AUGGAGCCCAGCCAACUCCAAAGUGGAACCCCUGCACCUUACGGGCGGGCUUGCAUCAACUGUUCUCGCGCAAAAAGCAAGUGCAUCUUACUUAGCGUUGGAAAUGGCUGUGAAAGAUGCCAGAGACUAAAAAAGGACUGUCGGCCAUCGCCGACGGUUCGAAAGCGAAGUGUUCGCUCUUCUGCUUCAAGAAAUGCUCAACUUGAAGCAAAGCUUGAUAAUAUUGUAUCGUUGCUCCAGACAACUGGUGCUUCUAGUGUUCCUGCAGAUUGGGAAUCUGCAACUGCAAAACCGCAAUCAAAUGGCCUACCAGGUCCGACUGGUGCUCCGGUCGGUGGACCUAUCGGUGCUUAUGCUUCGCCUGGAAUUUCAUCGCCAUCAUCAGCAGCGUGCUCGCUCUCAUCAAUAGAUUCGAUUCAUGAUAUCUGCUCUGCGCUUCCCAUAUCGCCAGAGGAAGCCGAGAAGACACUUGGUCUGAUGCGUGUCCAGAACCUGAAAUUCCUUCCAUUCGUCUAUAUUCCUCCACAUGUUACUGCUGAUCAACUACGUGAAGACAAGCCGUUCUUCUGGCUUUGCAUUAUGGCGGUAGCGACCACGGUGAACAUACACAGAGAGCUUUUAUUUCGUAAAAUCACGAUGUUCAUUCAUCAAAAGCUUCUCAUUGAGGUUUCGCCGAGUAUGGACUUGCUCCUCGGCAUCAUGACAUUUAUAUCAUGGACGACUUACUCCCGGAAGCCAUUCCUCAACUUUUACGCUCAUGUGCUGAUGGGGCUUGUGUGUGACCUUGGUAUCAACCAGGCGGUUACUCAGGAGCUCUCCGCGAUGCAAGCAUUCAAGUGCAUAGUCGGGUGGAAACAGCAUAUCCCCACCGUCAGAACCCUGGAAGAGCGCCGGGCGGUCCUAGGAUGCUUCCUGCUCACUUCGAGCAUUGCCUUGACAAUGUGCAAAAUUGACGCUCUGAGAUGGAACCCUCAUAUGGAGGAGAGUCUAUCCGUUCUAUUGGAAGCCAAAGAAUGUCCGGAAGAUGAACUUUUAGUCACACUUGUCAAAAUUCAGUUGAUCAUGGACAAAAUUUAUCACAUGCGGCGGGAUGGCGACAACAACAAAUACUCGCUCUUAUAUACCAAGGCAUUCCAAUCGCAGCUGGAAUCAGUGAAAAGUCAGAUCCCUCAGCGCUUACAACAAGACAAGGCCGUUCUUUUGUAUCUUGCAUAUGCGGAGAUCGUGAUUCACGAGAUCGCGAUCAAAACUACCUCUAUGCCCAACUCCCCUGAGACGCAACGUCUUGAAAGUCUAUGCACAUGCCUCCAGGCAUCCAAAGCCUGGCUAGACCACUUCCUCGCAAUAUCUCCAGACCACCAUAUUGGAAUCUCGUUUACAGUUUUCUUUCAAUUCUCGAGGGCUCUGGUCACCUUAUACAAGCUUUCCACCUUGGAAGAUCCAGCUUGGGACAGGAACAUGGUACGAAGCACCGCCAACGUCCUCGAAAUCCUCGACCGUAUUCUCUAUAACCUGAAAAGGAGCUCUCGCAUCAUGCCGGAUCUUGAUAAUCCUGAAUACAACGUCUAUGAGAAGGGUGUCAAGAUGGUACAAUCCAUUAAACAAAUGUGGGAGCCAAAGCUCAUGGAGGUUUGGUACCCCAAUUUGCCAUCCGAUGAAAUCAACAACCAAUAUGUCCAGACUGGCCCCCCUCUGCCUGAGGUUAUGCCGAUGACUGGGUUUGAUGAUGCGUGGAUGUUGGAGGUUUUUGGCUCAAUAUGA